Gamsiella multidivaricata is the source of this 1707-nucleotide messenger RNA. RefSeq lists its product as uncharacterized. The record is from RefSeq and is a predicted model, not a curated record. The coding region runs from base 1 to 1272 and encodes 423 amino acids. Gene Ontology annotation, cellular component: nucleus; cytoplasm. Gene Ontology annotation, molecular function: NEDD8 activating enzyme activity. The transcript is spliced from 7 exons. Gene Ontology annotation, biological process: protein neddylation. Lineage: Eukaryota; Fungi; Mortierellomycota; Mortierellomycetes; Mortierellales; Mortierellaceae.
AUGGCCGACACACAAACAAUCACUGACAACGAGCGUUGGGCCGGUAUCUACAAGCUGCUCGAUCGCACCAGUCUAAUUCACCCAGAGUUUGAGCCACAGGAGGAGAUCAAGGAGUUUAUCAAGAGCUGCAAGAUUCUUGUCAUUGGCGCAGGCGGACUCGGUUGCGAAAUCCUCAAGAACCUGGCCCUGUCGGGUUUCUGUGACAUUCAUGUCAUUGACAUGGAUACUAUCGAUGUCUCAAAUUUGAACCGCCAGUUCCUCUUUCGACGCGCCGAUGUGGGCAAACCCAAGGCUGUAACUGCCGCAGCAUUCAUCAACAAACGCGUCCAGGGAGUCGAUGUCACGCCUCACUACUGUAAGAUCCAGGAUAAGGACGAGGACUUUUAUUCGGAGUUUGCUCUCAUCAUCUGUGGCCUUGACUCUAUUGAGGCCCGGCGCUGGAUCAACGCAACGUUAGUUAGCAUGCGGGAUGAGGACAACCCUGACUCGAUCAAGCCCUUGAUUGACGGAGGAACGGAAGGAUUUAAGGGCCAGGCUCGCGUAAUUCUUCCAGGAAUUACUUCUUGUUAUGAAUGCUCAAUGGAUAUGCUGAGCAAACCUACUGGUUUCCCUCUGUGCACCAUCGCGAACACGCCUCGCUUACCAGAGCAUUGUAUUGAGUGGGCUUCUGUCCUUGAAUGGCCCAACAAGUACGGAGAGCGAAAGAUGGAUACGGACGACCCUAAGGAUAUUCAGUGGCUGUAUGAGGUUGCACUUGCACGCGCGAAGCAGUACAACAUCCAGGGGGUUACCUACAGCUUGACACAGGGUGUCGUCAAAAACAUUAUUCCCGCCAUCGCAGCGACUAAUGCCAUUAUUGCUGCAUCAUGCUGUAACGAAGCGCUCAAGAUUGCGACCACAUGUGCCAAAAACCUGAACAACUAUAUGAUGUAUAGCGGCAACGAUAGCGUUUAUACCUAUACGUUUGAGCAUCAACGAAAGGAUGACUGUCCUGUGUGCAGUAAUUCUGCUACAAGACUAGAAUUUAACGGAAGCAAAACCCUCGAGGACCUUAUGGACUACCUUAAGGAAAAGCCCGAUGUGCAACUUAAGAAACCUAGCUUUUCAUUGGCUGGCAAGCCUCUAUACAUGCAGGCGCCAAAACCGUUGGAGGAAGCCACACGUCCAAACCUGUUAAAGACACUGAAAGAGCUAUUCUCAAGUGGGGACGAAAUUACAAUCACGGAUACGACGCUUCCGUUCAGCAUGCAAAUCCUUGUUCGCUUCGUCUAGCCAGAAGUACCAAAGCGCCUAAACACAGCGAAUGGAGCAAUUCGUUAAACGCGUAACUAUCAGACGCUAUAACCUACAAUUUAGGAAAAGAUCGUAAAGGAGUAUGUAUAUACACAUUGAGUAUACACUAUGAUUUAAAACUGUCUCAAUAAUCGCCGUACACUCAUGAUUUGUCUACGUGAACAACAACUGUUUAUCAGAAUGACUUCAAACUCGGUAUGAAGGCGGUAUUGCCGAUGAUGAACAUUGCAACGUAGUUUUGUAUUGAUACCUUGUAUUGUUGCUAUGCAAUCGCAAUUCUGUAUGGAGCACGGCAUUGAGAAGGUUUUGAACCCUAUUCACUAUAUUGUCUUGCUUAUAUAGAGUGCCUCAUUUCUCUGAAUCCACCACCGCUCGGUGCCGAUUCUUUAUUAAGAGCAUAGUGUCUCUGAGACU